This is a messenger RNA of Erpetoichthys calabaricus (reedfish), 6798 nucleotides long. It is a transcript of the gene sdcbp, whose product is annotated as syndecan binding protein (syntenin). Gene Ontology annotation, cellular component: plasma membrane; cytoplasm. Bases 279 to 1193 code for a protein of 304 amino acids. The transcript is spliced from 10 exons. Lineage: Eukaryota; Metazoa; Chordata; Cladistia; Polypteriformes; Polypteridae. Gene Ontology annotation, molecular function: protein binding. The record is from RefSeq and is a predicted model, not a curated record.
AGCUCGCGUUGCUGCUUGCACAUGCGCUCCUGGUGCUGCAAGUUUCCUAUUAAACCGGAAAGACCUCCGGGAAGAAAAGGCGCAGUCAGGUAGCUUUCACCAUACAGAGUGAAAAUAAUAUAAUAACAACAACAGGCAAAGACAAACCAAAUAAGAAACCCACAGGAAAACAGGAGAGUGCAGACGUUUUCCACUCUUUGAAGGUCUAGUCUCCCAUUUAGUAGGACUUGGAACAGAACAUCUUCUAAAGACAGGUUUUGAAGAAAGGUUUGUCAAAAAUGUCAUUGUAUCCAUCACUGGAAGAUUUAAAAGUGGAUAAAUUCAUUCAGGCCCAAUCUGCUUAUGAGCCAAACCCUCCUCUGACAAAUGUACUACCAGAGCCAUCAUGUUUGGAGAAUGUUGAAGCAGUUGUUGAAGACAAAUCAAAUCUUUAUCCCAGGCUUUAUCCAGAGAUAUCAGAGUUCAUGGGUCUUAGCCUCAAAGAAGAUGAAAUCCAGCAAAAUCUUGCCUUGAUUCCUGCUGUUCUUCAGACUGGGGAAAUAGCAGCUCGACCAUCAGCAUUAAAUUACAUGAUUGCACCAGUAACUGGAAAUGAUGCAGGAGUUCUAAGAGCUGAAAUCAAACAGGGAAUUCGAGAAGUAGUUCUGUGCAAAGACUUUGAGGGAAAAAUUGGAUUACGCUUGAAAUCUGUUGACAACGGGAUUUUUGUUCAGCUUGUUCAAUGCAACUCACCAGCAGCUUUGGCUGGCAUGAGAUUUGGAGAUCAGGUGUUGCAGAUCAAUGGAGAGAAUUGUGCAGGAUGGUCUACAGACAAAGCUCAUAAAAUUCUUAAGCAAGCAUCUGCAGAAAGGAUUACAUUUGUUGUUCGUGACAGACCUUUUGAACGAACCAUCACUUUGCACAAAGACUACAAUGGACAUCUUGGAUUUGUUUUUAAAAAAGGCAAGAUAAGCUUCAUUGUGCAAGAUAGCUCUGCUGCUAGAAAUGGUCUUUUGACAGAACACAACAUUUGUGAAAUCAAUGGACAAAAUGUCAUUGGACUAAAGGAUCCUCAGAUCUCUGACAUUCUUAGUUCAGCAGGAGGUGUAAUAACUAUGACAAUAAUGCCUUCAUUCAUCUUUGACCAUAUGAUUAAAAAGAUGUCAUCAAAGAUUAUGAAGAGCCUCAUGGAUCACUCAGUUCCAGAAGUUUAGUGUACGGCAGUCUUUGACAUUCUUGGAAGAUCAGCCAUUUAGCUGGCCCUGGCCUGCAGUUCUCUGUCUUUAUCCUCCAGGUUGCUGCCUCUGUGUAUUUUCAGCAGUUUCAUAUCAUGCAAGCAAGCAUUUAGCUAAGGGGCCACUGCAUGAAUGAAUUACUAAAAUGCACAACACUGAUCUGUAUAUACAGUUCUGAAUGCUGUCCUUUCUAUAUUCUACAGAUAAUCUGUGCCUAAAUGCAGGGUGUUAGGGUCUUUAAAAAAUAAAAUCAUGUAGGUUGGUAAUACAGUAAUGUAAUAAAAUGGAAACCAUGACAAAAGCAUAAAUAUAUUUGGUUACACCACUAAUACUAGUUUUAUUAUGCUGCUCUCUUCAUUUAUUUUGAAAAUAUUUUAGUUUUUGCUGUUUUGUUUUUAAAAAGCUUACAAAGUUAUUUUUCCUCCACAGAAUCAUAGUUAAUUAAGUCAUUAUUAUUUUGGAUAUUGGACAGCAUGGUAGCACAGUGAAUAGUUCAUAGUGCCGGAGAUUUUGCUCAAGCAUUUGGAUACUCUCAGGGGACAAUAGCUUCUUCUGCAUUACAAAGACAAGCAGGUUAGCUUAAUAAAUUACUGUAAAUUGGCUUUAAAAGGCACUAAUAUAUAUAUAAAUAAACUUUAAUAUUAUUAUAUAUAGAAAUGUUGAUGUUUUGGUGUGUUUUCAUGUCAUACAGUAAAACAGUUGUAUGUCCUGUGCAUUUUGAGAUAAGCUCCAGCUCCAUGUGACACUUUAAUGGACUUAACAAGGUCUAGACAACAAAUGAUUGGAGAUAUAUAUCUAAUAUAAAUUUAUUUAUUUAUUUUAACCAAAUUCACUCUCUAAAUUUCAAGGAAGCUAUUUUGACAAGUGAUUUGAAUCUAUACAUUUGUGUUCAUGGUAUAUGCUGUAAUUAAAAUAAUUAAGAUUUAUUCAAUAUAAAGUCUAAACAUACAUCGACAUAAACAUAGAUAUCUUAUUCUGGAAAUUUUAAUACUUUUGGGGGGUUGACAAGUAUUUUACUACAUACAGUAACAACUAUAACCAUUUGGUACUGGUGUAUCUCAUCUCAGGUUAGAGUAGUUUAGAGAAGACUCUGUAUAUAGCAUACAGAUUUGGAUUCUUUCUAGACUUAAUUCUGUAUAUUAUCACAAAUUUACAUGCAAAGCUCAUGUAAUUGAAAAUCUUGAGACACGAAUCAGUUUAUACAGUGAUAGUACGGGGUGUGCGCAUGCCUGUGAGAUUUAUUGUUGCAUGUUCAUUAUGAUAGCUAGUCUUUGAAGAUAUUUUGUCAGUAAGCAGUUAUUGAUGAAUGAGCAUAUCCCCCCAAAUACAAACACACACACAAUCCUCUGGUACUGAUUUGUGCUGAACAAGAGGCCCAGUGUCUUUCCAGGGUUACAUGCAUUUUCUUUCAGUCUGCAACUUGUCAUACUUUAAGUUGUAUUUUGACCUUUGACCCCUCUGAAUGUUGAUUGGAUACUUGGCGGAUGCCCUGGCUGGGAUACUGGUUGUUCUUGUAAGUUUACAUAUUUCUGGCAGAAUCUGUAAAAUGUUAGCCAUUUUUGGAAAAUAGGAAUGAUCAGACAAAACACUAUUCUUUUGUUUAGAAGCAGUGCUCAGGUGAAACUACAGUAUUUGUCAUCACAGAAUUGUGUCUGUCCAUUAGUAAUCCUAAUGUUAAAUGAAAUCACACAGAAGUUUAAGUAACAUUGAAUGUUAAUGUUAUAUGCCUGAUAAUAUACACACAUUGGUUAAGAUGGCUAUGAAGGUAAGUACCCAUACCCGUGCCUUGUUUGAUUGGCUAUUUUAUAGACAUUAAUUACAGUGAGUUUUUUUUUUAGCUCUUCAGAAACCCUUAUGUAUUUCAGUCAGGGCUGUACUUCUUUUGCUAGCUACUGAAGCAUGGAGAAAGAAAGAGAAUUGUCAAAGGAUCUGUGAGAAAAAGCAGUUCAACUUUAUAAAUCAGGAAAAGGAUAUAACAAGAUAUCCAGUGAUUUGAACAUGCAAAUCAUUAGAGUUCAAAAUCUGAUCAAGAAGUGGAAAAAUAGGUUGUUAUGUUAACACCAAGCCACUAUUUGUUAGGCCAAGAAAGUUUUCAGACACAGCUGCCAGGAAAAUUGUUCAAAAUGUCAAGAAAAACUGCAAGCAACUUCAACUGAAAUACAGGCUUCUCUGAAAUAGUGUAGUUGCUGUUUCAGCAUGCACAGUAAGGAGAUACUUGAAUAGAAACUGUUUGCAAGUCAAAGUCAUUGCUGCACCAAUGCCAGAAAACAGCCUGCUGACAAUACACCAAACAGCAUUUAGAGAAGCUAUAAAACAUCUGAAAUGAAAUCAUUUAGAGUGAUGAGGCCAAAAUUUAACUGUAUGGUCACCACCAUGAAUGUUAUGUUUGGAGAGAAAUCAACAAGUCCUGUGAAUAGAGCCUCACCAUCUGUAUUGUAAAGCAUGGAGAUGGAUCUCGGCUGUUUUUGUGGGUGAGGAAAUUUAUUUCAGAUUGCAGGCAAGUUGAACAUCAUUUGUUUUCACAAAAUAUUAGAGGGAAAUUUGCAUUCAUCCACCUGAAAGCUGCGUGUGAGGUGCACUUUCCAACAUGACAUUGAUCCGAAACAUAAGGCCAAGUUGGCCCUUCAGUGGCUUCAGCAGAAAAAAGUAAAGGCUUUGCCAUGGUCAUCACGGACUCCUGACCUCAACAUCAUUGAGCCAUUUUAAAGAGAUCUCAAACAUGAAGUUCAUGCAAGACAACUAAAAGAAUUUACAGAACCUGAAUUUUUUUUUUUGCUGAGGAAAAUGGACGGCUUUACCACCUGAGAAAAUAAAGGGCCUCACUCACAGCUAUCAUAAAAGACAGCAAGCCACCAUUGAUGCUUAAUGGGUCAAUACACAAUACUAAGAUUAAAGUGUAGGCAAACUUUUGAACAGGAUCAUCUUAUUAUUUCCUUUAUAGCUGAGUUUUGUUUAAUGAUUUUAGUAUUCUGUGAUGUGCAAUAGUUUCAUUUGAAUCCCGUUAAAAAUAAAUGUGUUUUGUCUGAUCACUCAAUGUUUCUUUAAAAAUCAUACACAUCUUACAAACUGACAGGGUAUGUAAACUUCUGGCCACAACUGUAUACAUGGUCCUUUAAUGUUUGCAGUACAUGAGUUAAGAUGCUUAGCCAACGUUUUUUGUGCAUGCGCUAGUAAUAACUCAAUAAUAAAUUUAUUUAAAUAAAGUGAUUAUGAUUGCAGUAUAUAUUGAUUGAUAUUCCCAAAGGAUUUUAUUUUCAUGUGGCUGUCGAGGGUCUUUCAAAGGAAGGCGGCCUGUAAAAUACUGUAUAUUCAGAAGUGGUGGAUUAUAAUGCAGCCAGUCUAUACUUUAGAGAUUAAAGUUUUUCUGCUAAGUAAAUGUAGAAAUAUUAUGCAGAUUCUGAAGACUAGCUAUUAUGAAACGCAUCUAUAAGUAAUGUGCAGAUGUGGAGCUGGAUUUGGUGUAUGCAAAUAACAAUAAUCAUGAAUUGUAGUCCUUGUCAAUUUGAAGAAUUUCAAAAAUAAUGAAAAUUAUGAAGUAUUACUGAACCCAAAUGUUAGUUUUAUUUGCUUAAUUAGUUCAUGGAUGGGCGGCACGGUGGCGCAGUGGGUAGCGCUGCUGCCUCGCAGUCGGGAGAUCUGGGGACCCGGGUUCACUUCCCGGGUCCUCCCUGCGUGGAGUUUGCAUGUUCUCCCCGUGUCUGCGUGGGUUUCCUCCGGGCGCUCCGGUUUCCUCCCACAGUUCAAAGACAUGCAGGUUAGGUGGAUUGGCGAUUCUAAAUUGGCCCUAGUGUGUGCUUGGUGUGUGGGUGUGUUUGUGUGUGUCCUGCGGUGGGUUGGCACCCUGCCCGGGAUUGGUUCCCUGCCUUGUGCCCUGUGUUGGCUGGGAUUGGCUCCAGCAGACCCCCGUGACCCUGUGUUCGGAUUCAGUGUUUUGGAAAAUGGAUGGAUGGAUGGAUAGUUCAUGGAUAAGUGCAGUGUACAGUGAGGCUGCUUUUUGUCACGUGUAUGAGUUUUUCUUACUUUGCAUUUUUUAUUUUUAUUAAUUUUUUCAUGAUUAAUAACUUUCUUUAUGCUCAAAUUUAAGCUGUGGAUUAAUGUAAAAUGAGCAGAAUGUUGCACAGUAAUUUUGUUUUGAUGCAGCAGACCAUGUAAGAAUAAAAUAAAAAAUUCAGAAAUGGCAUAGCAUAUACCAGUAGCACACGUUUGUGGGCUGACUUCUCUAUUUAUGACUUAAGGUGUGAGAAAUCCAGUGAAAGAAUCACACCAUGAUGAGAUCAGCACAACAGUUCAAAUACUCGUUGGGCGAUUGAUUCUAUAAAAUGGGCAUUCCCAUGCAAUCAUUCAUUGACAGAGUAGACCACGUGUCAUCAUGGUAGUCAGUUUACUGAGUGAGUGCGUUUUUUCAGUUGAAAUCCUGCACACCACAGGAUUUCACGAAUGGGAAACAUAACUGGCAAGGGAGUAAGAAGUACCUCAAGUAAGCUGAAUUUUGUGGUUUCUAUUAAGUAAAAUAAAGUUACACGCUUUAAUGGACAUUCCAUUGCAAGUAUUCUUGUUUGUCACGGCACUGAAGAGUGUCAAAAUGUUGCAUUUUACUUGGAAUGCAAGUAAAAGUUUCAUUAAUCCUCUGCACACAUGACAUGACAAUACUAUUACUGGGCGAGAGAAAAAUGUGCUGCUCUACUGUACUUGCAUAUUCAUAUACUAGGAAUGAGUUCAGUAGUAGUUUUAAUAAAUUAGAUUUGUUCACUAAGUGAGUCAGUUUAACAUUACGUCUGAAUUUCUGCACAAAUAUUUUUCUGAAAAAGUCAACGCACCUUUCAAAAGGCACUAACAACCUGGCAUAGGGUGAAAAGGACACACAUUUAUAACGAUGUUAAGAGCAGAUGUACUUUACUUUUUAUAUUUCUAUUGCAGACUCAUCCCAAACAUUUACAGUUUGUGUGUGCCACCCAACACAUAUAACAAACAAAACCCCCAAAAAACCAGACGAUCUCACUGUUGUGUGCUUAACUGAACUCUUUCAUAUUUGUCUAAAACUGAAAUAAGGUGGUGUCUUACAGUUUUAUUCCUAUUAGUACGUUUGCAUUGUAUUUUCUGCCUUAAAAGAAAAUCUGAAAACCACCUUGUGAGUUUCUCUAAUACUUUAGUUUUUCUGACCUUUUGUCUUAAAGUGCUUUGAACAAAAAUAUAAGUUGUAUGAAAGAUUUCAGGAUUCAUUUUCAGUACGAGGUAAGCUUGCAUUGUCUGGUGGAGUUUGCUGUUUGCAGACAUUUGUUUUUUGAAAUGUUUUUCACUUCACACUUGCUUUAUUAAUAAGGAAAUGUACCUUUAUGUGUAAAUAGUAAUAACACUAAAGUUUCUAAAACGAGAAUAUUUUUAAGAGUUUGUUAAUUGUUUGUUAAUGGGGGAGCAACUUGUUUAUUUUACUGAACAUAAAGUCAGAUGUUGAUGUGCUGAACCUUUUGUUUUCUUGCUGCUUUUUAGUUUGACUUGAAGAUGUUCAUUUUGUGAUACUAAGAAAUUGUGAACAUGUCAUCAUUUUUAUUGGUUUUGCUUUAAAAUAAAAGUGUCCUGUUCUGAA